AUGGCGCCCUCGGCUUCAACGCAACAAAUCCUCCUCUCCCCCGCCGAGCUCUCCUACCUGCACACCUCCCUGUCCCUACACCCCCCCAUCCGCCCCGACGGCCGCAGCGCGACAGAUUUCCGGCCGCUGCACGCUGAGACGGAGCUCCUGCCGGGGACGUACGGGAGCGCGCGCAUAUGUUUUGCUGAUGGGACGGAGGCUGUUGUGGGGGUUAAGGCUGAGGUUGAGAAAUCGGUCCCUAGUUAUGUCGGGCAUGGCGAGGGAGGUGGAGGGGAUGAGGAGAAGGGACGGAAUGAGUGGGUGGAGAUUGGUGUGGAGAUUCCGGGCAUGAGGGAUGAUGAUAGCAUGCCUGUAUUUUUGGCGGCUAUGUUGAGUGAGAGUCUGUUGGCUGAUGGGGCGUUUACGGCGAGGUUGUGGAUUAAUAGCAGGUUUCAUUGGAAGUUAUAUCUUGAUAUACUGCUCCUUUCGCAACCGCUCUCUUAUCCACUACCAUUGUUGUCUUUAACGACACAUCUGGCGUUACUAUCGACGAGAUUACCAAAGUUAAAGUCAGAGCAAGAUGAGGAUCCGUUAUUCGACGAUGACUGGGAUGCAUCUGUGCAUCUGUAUCCAGCCGGCUCGGCGAAACCAUCUGUUACGCUGCUUGUUAUGGCUGUAAAGGACAAUAUCAUUUUCGAUCCGUCAAAAGAAGAGCUUUCUGUUGCCGAAGUUGUACUUGCGGUUUCAAUUGCUUCGGACUCUGCGUCUGCUGCCAGUGGGGGAAUGGAGGUGGAUUCUGGAGCUGGGAGACAGUUGACGCUGCUGGCUGUAAGGACGAUUGAUCCCCCCAGCCGACUGACGCAUCCGGGUGUGCCUAAUAGCUUGAAUACGGCGACCGGGGGAACUGCGGCAGCCAGUCUUGAGCAAGAGAAUAGUAAGAGGGAGGGCCUGCACGAAGAGGGGGUGUGGCAGCCACCGAGGGGAGGAGCAAAGAGGAAGUUAAUUGCUGGGAUGAUUGCUAAGGUACUGGAAAAGGGAGGUGUAGGCGAGGAGGUUCUGGAUGGUUUGGAUGCUGUGGAGUUGGGCUAG
Lachnellula hyalina is the source of this 1068-nucleotide messenger RNA. It is a transcript of the gene RRP42, whose product is annotated as Exosome complex component. Gene Ontology annotation, biological process: U4 snRNA 3'-end processing; nuclear mRNA surveillance; U5 snRNA 3'-end processing. The transcript is spliced from 2 exons. NCBI's taxonomy places the organism in Eukaryota, Fungi, Ascomycota, Leotiomycetes, Helotiales, Lachnaceae. The record is from RefSeq and is a predicted model, not a curated record. Bases 1 to 1068 code for a protein of 355 amino acids. Gene Ontology annotation, cellular component: cytoplasmic exosome (RNase complex); nuclear exosome (RNase complex).